Messenger RNA from Penicillium lagena, 1335 nucleotides. Its product is annotated as O-phospho-L-serine:2-oxoglutarate transaminase. The transcript has 2 exons. Gene Ontology annotation, biological process: L-serine biosynthetic process. Bases 1 to 1335 code for a protein of 444 amino acids. Gene Ontology annotation, molecular function: O-phospho-L-serine:2-oxoglutarate transaminase activity; pyridoxal phosphate binding. The record is from RefSeq and is a predicted model, not a curated record. Gene Ontology annotation, cellular component: cytoplasm. Lineage: Eukaryota; Fungi; Ascomycota; Eurotiomycetes; Eurotiales; Aspergillaceae.
AUGCCGACCCGGCAAGAAGUCUCCUACUUUGGAGCUGGCCCAGCGCCUCUCCCAACCCCCGUCGUCGAAGCUGGCGCCAAGGCCUUUGUCAACUACAACGACUCGGGUCUCGGACUCGGCGAGAUCUCGCACCGCUCCCCCGCCGCCAACAAGAUCCUCGACGAAGCCAAGGCGAACCUGACCACCCUUCUCGAUAUCCCGGACAACUAUGAAAUCCUCUUCAUGCAAGCCGGCGGCAGCGGAGAGUUCAGCGCCGUCGUACACAAUCUGGUUGCAGUCUGGGUCGAGCGCCGACGUCGUCGCGCCGAGGCGGACAUCUCCAAAACCAACGCCAGCGCUGACAAGGCGCAGAUCGAUGAAUUGAUUUUCCAGCGUCUGCAAAAGGAGGUCGAGGAGGAGUUGAAGCUGGAUUAUCUAGUGACGGGUUCGUGGUCGCUCAAGGCUUCGCAGGAAGCAGCCAGACUGGUCGGCGCGAAAUAUGUGAAUGUUGCGCUGGACGCGAAGAAGGCCAAUGGUGGGAAAUUCGGCACCAUCCCCGCCGAGGAGACCUGGUCGUUGACUCCGACCAAGAAGGAGGGCGGCAAGGGUUCGGCAUUUGUCUACUUCUGCGAUAAUGAGACGGUGGAUGGCGUGGAGUUCCAGAGUUUCCCCAAGUCUCUGGAGGCGCUGGGCCAGGAUGCUGAGGAUGAGCGGCUGGUGGUGGCAGACAUGAGCUCCAACUUCCUCAGCCGGAAAGUCGAUGUCCGCAAGUACGCGGUUAUCUUUGGUGGCGCACAGAAGAACAUCGGAGUGACAGGUAUCACCAUCGCGAUUGUCCGCAAGGAUCUACUCCCGCCUCAAACCGCAACGCCUCCAGCUGCGCUCCUGCAGCGGCUGAACAUCGGCGGUCUUCCGGGCCCAAUUGUGCUCGACUAUGCCACAAUCGCCAAGAACAAUUCGCUCUACAACACCCUGCCCAUCUUCAACCUCUGGAUUGCCGGCCAGGUCAUGGCCAAUCUCGUGACUGCAUUCGGGACCCAAAGAGUCAGCGGCCAGGAGGCGAUCGCCGACCACAAGGCAAAGCUCAUCUACGAUGUCAUGGAUAAGUAUCCGCAGGUGUACCAAGUGGUGCCAGACAAGAGCGUUCGCAGCCGCAUGAACGUUUGCUUCCGGGUCCACGGCGGUGACGAGGUCAAGGAGAAGGAGUUCCUCGCGGGCGCGGAGAAGCGAUUGCUCCAGGGUCUCAAGGGUCACCGCAGUGUUGGUGGUAUGCGCGCUAGCAACUACAACGCUGUGCCACUGGAGAACGCGCAGAAGCUGGUCAAGUACCUCGAGGACUUUGCGACGGGCCAGUAG